UCCUAACCUACCCCUAGGGAUAAGAACAAGUCCUUGAUUGUCUACCUGCACUCAAAACUACGAGGGCAAAAAGUACGUUGAAAGAAAAUUUGCAAAGGAAAAACGUCACAAUAAAGAAUUAAUUCCAAUCCAUUGUGACGUAAACUGGCGAUGGAUGUUGAUCACACGCAGCGAGCAGACGUAAUCACAAGACGUUUCCCGGCAGAUUCUUAUCCCUAUAAAAGACGCGCGAAUCUCAAGCUCGCACAUUUCCACAAAAACGGGAGAAGUGCAAAGAGGAAUCAGACUCUAUACAUUCGCUUUUGUGUUUUAGUGCGUAAUCAGAAAGGAAGGAUAAUUAGGCGCACUCGAAAUCUACAUCUGAUGUGAAGUUGUUGACAGGAAGCCUCUAAUAUCAAAACAUAUAUCUCCUCCAGCGUUUCUCACAAACGAUUAAGCCGUGGUUUGUCAUUAUUUCUUCUCGUCUCCGCGGAGAAAAUUUCCAGAGAUGUCGGAAAUGGCCAAAUAUUUGAAGAAGCAACGGAUAAGUCUUCAUGAUAUAAUCUUCAAGAACCGGAAAUCGAGUCGAGAGGAGAUUAAGAGGGAAACGCCAGAGGAAAGAGUCGUCGUACAAGUGGUUGCAGAGAAAGGUGCAAUUGGCAUUAUUGGACAACAUUCACUGGGUGAAUCCAGGAAAUGCCCUUCACCUAAACCAGUGCGAUCUCUUGUCCAGGUGACCAGUUCUGCUCCAGACAACGUCUCUGCAGUCGAUCGGAAUGUAAGGGACGGGAUGCCCGUCUUUGGGCGAACGGUGAAGAGGACUCCCGUAGAUUCAGAGAGUUGUGAGAAUAGCUCAGGUUCUGAUAACAACGAGGGAUACCGAUACAAAUCAGAUUCGGAUUCUUCCGAUGAGAAUUACAUCAUAUCGAGAUAUUUCAGAAGUAUGGCUCUUUCCGAUGAAGAAGAACCCUCAUCGGGUACAAGAUUGGGUGUACCCGUCAUAGAAACCGGGAGCUCACGGUCGUUGUCGGCAAUUCCUUCGAUAGAUAUGCCGAAUGACACAUCGUUGUCGCGGUCGUGCUACGAGAUCUGUUCGAACAGAAUCCCAGGAACACCGUGCGGGAGUUCAUGUUCGAUGUCGUUCAAGCGCCAGAAGAAAGGAAAAUCAUCGAUGACGAAUUGGUCUAAUGCAGGCAGUGAGGGGGAUAUAACUGAAAUAAUCCCGCUCGGGUCGUCCACCGUGACAAGUAAGACGAAUCGAUCAUCGAAGCAGGAGACGCUGUCGCCGUUAAAUCUCAGUCAUUUUGAAACGACACCACGCAGUUCUUCAGUCAAGUCCAUCAACAGAGAACCGAGUUCUCUCCACGUCUCUCCGAGCCGUUCACCAAACCUUUCUGGUGAUCCGACGACAUCGCCAUCAUCAGUGAUGUCUGGGGACACCUUACCGCCUGCUCCGUCGCCAUUCUCCUCCUACGAUGUUGCCAACCAUCGCUCGCUUCGUCCUGGUAGCGCGGUCAUGCUCCCUCACUGGGAAUCAAAUCUACUUCCCAUCCGACCAUCGUCCUCCAAUCCCGCCAUCAACAAGUCCUCGGAAUACCAGACCAUUCCAUCUCACCCGCUCCGGCCCGUCCAGCUGAGCCCGUUAACGAGAUCAAACCCAAACCUCUGUGUCUACUCGCCGUCCGGAUCUUCAAGGUCGUUGUCGCCAUCGUCUGCCUUUGGGACAUCGCCAUCGACAUCACCAAGGCUUCUGAGUCCCUUACCGAUCCCCAUCCCGCCUUCAUCACCCCGCCCAACGUCCCAAUACAGACGCGCACCACGGGUGAAAAAGACGAAGACCAAAUUCCAACAGAACUUUGACAACUUGUGAUAAUAAUACAGAAGCCAAGGGAGGAGGCGCCGUCAUUCCAAGGUGGACGCCACAUUCUUCUAGAAAACACUUUGAAAAUGUUGUUUUCCUGAUCGAGGGGACGCAAUAGGCAAACUUUCAACAGCCAUAUGUGAGCACGGUGCGUGGAAAAAAAAUGUGUAUUUAUUUCGCCCUAUUAUGAAAAUACGAUGUUUGAGACAAUAUUUAGGGUGGGGAAGCAUGUGAAAGCUAUUUAUUCUGGGUACUAUGAGAUAAAGCUAGUUUACUUGUUUGGUGUUCUUAUUUCAAAAUCCAUGGA
Molecule: messenger RNA, 2147 nt
Organism: Lytechinus variegatus (green sea urchin)
Lineage: Eukaryota; Metazoa; Echinodermata; Echinoidea; Temnopleuroida; Toxopneustidae
Product: flocculation protein FLO11-like
Exons: 1
Coding region: 488-1849 (453 amino acids)
Source: RefSeq, a predicted model, not a curated record